UUUAUAUAUUUAUGUCAUUGGCAAUGUCUCAAACGGCCACAACCAAACACAAUCCUACUGUACAGUAAUCGUCCCAAGAGCUAGCUUAGAUUCUUCGUCAUCAAUCAUGACAAGACGAAGUUCACUGAAAAUAGUUGAGCAGACUAUAGUAGCUCCUCCACCAGACUCCCCCACCGACCCUGCCAUUCCAAAAUCUUUACCUCUUACCUUCUUUGACUUGGUGUUCUUGAGGUCUCCACCAACUCUCGGCUUUUACUUCUAUGAAGCUUCAAUCGCUUCUACUACUUUCUGUGAUUCCAUACUUCCAAAACUAAAACUCUCCUUAUCUCUAACCUUAACCCUCUUCUCUCCUCUCGCCGGAAACCUAAUUUGGCCAGAAAACUCCGACACACCCCUCAUCAAUUACGUCGAAGGCGACGGUGUUUCAUUUACAGUGGCCUUGAGCGACAGCGACAGCGAUUUCCAUCGCCUCUCCGGGAUGGACUUUGUCGAAGCCCGGGAAAAUCGUUCUCUCGUUCCCCAGUUGACUGCUUCAGCAGGAAAAGCAGCAGCGAUGGCACUGCAAGUAACUCUUUUUCCAAAUCAAGGGUUUUGUAUUGGAUUAGCCAUGAACCAUGCAGUAGCCGAUGGGAAAAUCUUUACCACUUUCAUGAAAUCAUGGGCUCAGAGAUUCAAACUUGGAGACGAUCAGACUUCCUUGUCAUUAUCCGACGAAAAACCAUUGUAUGAAAGAUCCAUUAUCAAGGAUCCGAAAGGGCUUGCAUCAAUCUACGCGCGGCAUUGGUUAGAUUUUGGCGGUACCAACAAUAAAAGCUUAGUAAUGAAUCCUGAACCUCAAGUUCCAUCGGAUACAGUUCGUGGCAUUUUCGAACUGAGUCGUGCAAAGAUAGAAAAACUAAGAGAGUUUGUAAAGCUAGAGGUGGCAAAAAAGAAUGAAGAGCCAUUUUAUGUGUCGACGUUUUCAUUAGCAGCGGCAUACAGUUGCACUUGCUUAGCCAAAACUGAAGGAAUAAGCUCAAAAUCGGAGCUGGUGCUCAUGUCCUUCCCUGUGGAUUGCAGAUCUCGCAUGGAACCACCAAUACCUUCAUAUUUUGGUAAUUGUGUUACGGGGAAGACCGCGUUUGCGAACGCUAAAGAAAUAAUGGGAAAUGGAGGGUUCCUCGUGGCUUUGAAAACCAUAGGUGAAGCUAUAAAAAGCUUGGACUGUGAUGGAAUAACUUAUGGAGCAGAAAACCGUCUUUCAGGUAAACACAAUUUCCCACCUUUUAAGUUGUAUACGUUUGCAGGAUCGCUUCGGUUCGAUGUUUAUAGCACUGAUUUUGGAUGGGGAAGACCCAGAAAAGUUGAUUUCCCUUCUUUAGCUACGACUGGAGCUAUAUCUCUUCAAGAUACUAGGAAUGGUGAUGGCGGUGUCCAAAUUGGUUUGCUUCUCGAUAAACAUCUCGUGGAAACUUUUGCUUCUAUUUUCGCUAAAGGCCUUGAAGAAUGAAGAUGACCUACCCUUUUAAAGUGUGUGUUUUUGUCCUUCCUUUCUGAAUAAACAGGGUUUGUAGUUUAGAUUGCAUAAUUCUGACAGUAUGGUUGCUUUUGGAAUUCCCUGAUAUCGUCAUCUUUCUCUACCUAGUUGUUUCCAGACAAGUAUGAGCCACAUUUUCACCAAAAUUAAAUAUAAUUUUGAAUAAGUAGUUUAGUGCA
Messenger RNA from Ziziphus jujuba (common jujube), 1695 nucleotides. RefSeq names its product phenolic glucoside malonyltransferase 1-like. The record is from RefSeq and is a predicted model, not a curated record. Bases 107 to 1489 code for a protein of 460 amino acids. Lineage: Eukaryota; Viridiplantae; Streptophyta; Magnoliopsida; Rosales; Rhamnaceae. The transcript has a single exon.